Molecule: messenger RNA, 257 nt
Organism: Acanthisitta chloris (rifleman)
Lineage: Eukaryota; Metazoa; Chordata; Aves; Passeriformes; Acanthisittidae
Product: protein cornichon homolog 2
Exons: 2
Biological process (GO): regulation of AMPA receptor activity; vesicle-mediated transport
Cellular component (GO): synapse; dendrite
Source: RefSeq, a predicted model, not a curated record
CUGGUGGUCCCCGAGUAUUGUAUCCAUGGACUCUUCUGCCUGAUGUUCCUCUGCGCGGCCGAGUGGGUCACACUGGGGCUGAACUUGCCCCUCCUGCUCUACCACCUCUGGAGGUACUUCCACCGCCCUGCCGACGGCUCCGAGGGUCUGUUUGACGCCGUGUCCAUCAUGGACGCUGAUAUCCUGGGCUACUGCCAGAAGGAGGCUUGGUGCAAACUGGCCUUCUACCUCCUCUCCUUCUUCUACUACCUGUACAG